UUUAAAUUAAAUAUAAAAAUAAUCAUAAACUUUUACAAAAAUAAAAGAUUCACAAAAAUAUUUAUAUUAUUUUAUUAAUAAAAAAAGUAUAAAAUACAGAAAAUAUAAAAAAUCAUUAAAAAUUUGAAACAAAUCACAAAAAUUCACAAAAAUCAAGAAUAAAAUUAUAUGUGGUUUUAUAAAAGCGACUAAGGAAUAACGUGCAUUGAGUGCUAUAAACUGGCUACCCUCAAGCUAUCAUUAGUAUACAUUCUUCCCUUUAAUAAUCCUGAACUUUUUCAAAUCCAACCAACACACACAUAGAACAUAACAGAUUAAAAAACCAAAAUAGCAGUCAGUCUCCGGGUUAUGAUUACUCUAAUUCAGAUUAGAAAAAAUCAUUAUUUUAUAUUUAUUUUAUUAAUCAUAACCCAGAGACUAACUGAAUUUUUCUAAUCUAAAUCAGAGUAAUCAUAACCCAGACUACUAUUUUGGAUAUUUUUUAAUCUGUUAUGUUCUAUGUGUGUUGGUUGGAUUUGGAAAAGUUCAGGAUUGUUAAAGGGAAGAAUGUAUACUAGUGAUAGCUUGAGGGUAGCCAGUUUAUAGCACUCAAUGCACGUUAUUCCUUAGUCGCUUUUAUAAAACCACAUAUAAUUAUUAAUAAAAUAAUUUAAAAUAUUUUUUUGUGAAUUUUAUGAAUUUUUGUGAAUUUUAUUGACUUUUUAUGAUUUGUUUUGAAUUUUUUAUGAAUUUUUUAUAUUAUUGUAUUUUUUAUAUUUAUUUUAUUAAUAAAAUAAUUUUAAAAAAUUUUGGUGAAUAAUUUGAUUUUUUGUGAAUUUUUAGUGAUUUUUACGAUUUUUUUUUUGAAUUUUUUAUGAUUUUUUAUAUUUUUUUUAAUAUUUAUUUUAUUAAUAAAAUAAUUAAAAAAAAAAAAUCGACACGUCAUCGUUUUUGAACAGUACCGGUUACCGUUAUGACUUGAUGUACAAGUAAGCCAGGUUGGAGGUUUUUUUUGAUAAAAGUGUCACUUUGAAGGUUUAAAGUACUUGUAAAAUACUCUCAGGGUUUAAAGUGUAAGUGGCUGCCACUUUGAAGAUUUUUUAUGCGAUUUUCCCAUAAUUAAUAUAUUCUUCCAGUCCAUAAACUCUCAUCGUUUUAUCAGCCCCAUUCGGUUAGGAUCGUCUUAGACUCUCAAGUGUCGAAAUCAAUAUUGCUACAGUUUAAAAAAUAAGACUUUUUUCUUAUCAAAGAUGGUUUAAACCCGAGUUGACGCUCAAGAGCUGAGUCUCUGCCGAGAUUGCUUAAAAGAACCCCAAACAAUAUCGAACCGACAAAAAAGCUAACAUGAGAGAGCUUAAGCAUUGGCAGUUUUGUUAUGAUUGAUUAUCCAAAACUAAAUCUUCAUUUUUAGCAUAUGUAACCAUUUGUUUGUAUGUGACAGGAAAAAAACGUUUGUUUGUUUGUUUCUUUCCAAAAAAAAAAAUAAGAACAAAAGUUCAACAGCUUCGGUUUCAGGUAAAUCAUGGUAUUUUAUUUAUGAGAGAGCGACUAACGAAAAAUCAGAACACAAAAAGAAGAAGAUGGAUGAUAACAAAAACAUCAUCAAAACCCUAGCUCGGUGGUGUCUUGUUCUACAAGCCAUCAUGAUAUCUUCCAACACCGUGGCUCUCAAGGAACCAGACUACGUAAACAUGAACAUAACAAUCCGCAAUGCAAUGACCGGGCUGCUCCGCCCGGAAAUCGUCUAUCGAUGCCAGUCCAAACGCAAAGAUUAUGGUUGGCAUCAAUCUACAAAACCAGGAACUCAGUUUUCAUUUCCAAUCAUUCUCAUUAAAGGUGAAAGCAAGAUACCGGCUAUUCACAUCUGCCGUUUCCGGUCCGCUUUAGGAACCGCCACACUCGUGAUAGAAAACACUUAUCUCGAGGCCGAGAUGUGUCCUAAAUCUUCAUGUGCUCACGAAGCGACACCGAAAGGGAUCUUGUUUAGAGGCCUUGAAUGGGAUUUCAAAACCGUGUUUCCAAAGCUCAAACCAGUUGAGUAUCUUGAAUUGCCGUGGACACCUUGGCCAAACAGAACAUGAAUUUUUCAUCAUAUUUUUUUUUUCUUUCCUUUUGUAUUCAUUCUAAUUAUAGAAGUUCAAAAUUCAUAAUCAUAAGCAGUUUGCCACAUACUAACAACUUUAGUUUAAAUUAAUUCCCUACAUUUAUGCGUUGGAGAGACAAUUGCUCGGGAAUAAACCUUAGGUUCACCCUAGGAUGAACAUUUAAAUUCACUCAUUUUUUAAGACCAAUCAAAGUAUUAAGUAGAUAAUUAAUUAAAAAUAUAAAAUUUAUUUAAAAAUAACUAAAAAAAAGCAAUGCCAAUUUUAACAACGCUAACACCCUAAAUCCGAAAUCUUAAAUCUCAUCACUAAACCCUAAACCGUAAAUCUUAAACCCAAAUCCUAGACCCUAAACUCAAACUGUACUCUAAACCUAAAUCCUAGACCCUAAACCCAAACCCUAAAACUUUAAAUUCAAACCCUAUACCCUAAACCAAAUCCUAGACCCUAAACCCAAACCGUAUACCCUAAACCCAAAUCUUAGACUUAAAACUCAAACCGUAAACUCUAAACCCAAACCCAAAACCUAGGCGCUAUAAGGUUUGGGUUUAGGGUCUAGGAUUUAGGUUUAGAAUAUAUGGUUUGGGUUUAGGGUUUAUGCUUUGGGUUUGGGUAUACAAUUUGGGUUUAGGGUAUAUAAUUUGGGUUUAGGGUCUAGGAUUUGGGUUUAGGGUCUAGGGUUUGAGAUUUAAGGUUUAGGGUUUAGAAUUUAAGAUUUAGGGUUUACGGUUUAGCUAGCGGCGUCAUCGUCGUUAAAAUUAACGUUAUUCUUUUUUUAAGUUAUUUUUAAAUAAGAUUAAUAUUUUUUUAACUAAUUAUCUACACGGCGUUUUGAUUGGUCCUGGAAAUAGAGGUGAAUUUAAAGGUUCACCCUAGGGGGUGAACCUAAGUUUUGUUCUUUUCUCGGGAAUUUGCCAAAUAUGACUCAAAAUUUGAUUUUAGCCCUAAAAGUAUCAAAAACUUGAAUCAAAUGCAAAAUUAACCCAAAAGGUUAGUGAAAUUACAACCAGCCCCUUAUAACUAAACAAAAAACUAAAAUUAGUUUUUACGAAUAUAACACUAUAAAGUUUUCUGAGAUUUUGUAAGUCCUCCGAGGUUCUGUAAGUCUUUUGGUAGACUUCCAGGAAGUCUUCUCAUAUAGUAGAUCUUAAAAAUAAUUUAUCAAUUUUGCAAAAACAAUAUUUUGAUAGAAAAAAGUUGAAUUCAUGUAUUUAUAAACAGUCGUAAGUGAUAUAAAUUAAAAUAUAAAAAAUUGAAUUGUUUUCAACAUAGAUUAGUGAAAGUAGUGGGUCAUGAUAUUCUUUGGAUUAGAGUUUGACAACAUAUAUUGUAGUAUUGUAUGUAUUUUUAAGAUUAGAUUUUGGAAGCUUAACAUUUUUUUUUGAAAAAUUAAAUUUUGACAUAUAUAUGUGCAGUUUUGUGUAUAUAAAACACUUUUUAAGUUUAAUGAAGUUUUUGUUUCUAUCUAAUUAGUUAUUUGAGUUUAGGAUUUAUAUUUGGGGUCUAGACGACUUCCAGAAAGUCUUUUAGUGAUUAGUAUUUUAUCAGUUAGAAAAUUUCCAUGAAAGUCUUCUAACUCCCGUUAAAAAUAUUUUAGUUCCCUGCUAAAAAUAUUUUAGUUUCUAGAAGAAUUUCAAGUAAGUCUUUUAGGAAGUCUUCUAUUCGAAGACUUAUUUGAAGUCUUCUAAAUCGAAAAAAAUUAACCUUAUUGGAAAUUUUGUCUUCCUUUAUAAAGAAAAUUUUCACAUUCUCUAUCUUCCUCUCAAAUAUCUGCAACAAAAAUGUAAUGUUUCUCAUUCUAAAACUCUCCAACCUCUCUUUAAUCCUUUUGAAUUUAAAGACACCAAACUUUAUAUCAGUUUCAUGUCUUCUCACUGAUUUAUUUUGUUUUGCAGGUUUUUCAUUACAUGGUUCUCAUCUUCCACUCCUUUAAAGGUAGAUCUAUAAAUCACAUUUUCUUAUUUGGUAACCUAUAAGAAAUUUCACUUUUCCUAGACGACUUACAUGGAAGUCGUCUAAGAUAAACAUGUUAGUUUUGCAUUUGACCGGAUUGUGUCCGAAAUUUAAUUUUUUCUAGACGACUUACACGGAAAUCGUCCAACAAAAAAAUAAAAUUUAAAUAUUUAUUUUUUCUAGACGACUUCCACGUAAAUCGUUUCAGGUUACUUUUCAAAAUUGAAAAAUAAAACUUAAAUAUUUUAUUUUAUCCGGAUGACUUACAUGUAAGUCUUCCGGCAUACGACUUAUACAGAAGUCUUUUGUAGUAACCAACGUUUGAGCAGAAUCUCGGAAUAAAUCCUGGAAGACUUCCUUGUAAGUUGUCUACCAGAAGACUUACAUGGAUGUCGUCCGGAUAAAAUUAAAAUUAAAUAUUUAAUUUUUAUUUUUCAAUUUCAAAAUUAUAACCUGUAACGACUUAUUUGGAAGUCAUCUAGUAAAAAUUAAAUAUUUAAUUUUUAUUUUUCUGUUGGACGACUUCUGUGUAAGUCGUCUAAGAAAAGUCAAAUUUUUGACACAAUCCGAUUAAAUGCAAAACUAACAUGUUUAUCCUAGACAACUUACUGGGAAGUCUUCUCUAAUUUUCGUGAAAACAAAGAAAACUGGAAGACUUCUUGAGAAGUCAUCUUCAAAAGACACAUAAAGUCAAUUGCGAAACUAACAUAUCCAUUGACCAAAAGACUUAUGUGUUAGUCUUCUCGUCGGAAAAGACUUACACGGAAGUCUUCUGACGGACAAAUGUGGAAAAACAUUGGUUUCAUAGCUUUAACAAGUGAGAUAACUUGUUUAGCUUCUCCAACCACAAAAUACUUCACCACCAAAGCUACCUACUUGCUAAUGACCACGAAUCAUGAGCUUGAAUGAUUCUAUGAACCUUAAAAAUUUAGAAUCAAAAUCUAAAGUUUUUUUGGAUGAAUAUAGAGAGAAAGUGAAAGAUAUGUUGUGAUUAGUUCAUAAGAAAUGAGAUAGAAGGAGUCAAAAUCGUUUUUUGGUGCAUUAAGAGCUUCAAAUUGAUUUUUCAUGGUGGUUGGUGUAUUGAUGGCAGUGAAAAUAUUGUAAAUACUUGAAGAAGAUGAUGAUGAGAGAGUAAAAAUCUUAUUUUCG
This is a messenger RNA of Brassica rapa (field mustard), 5183 nucleotides long. RefSeq lists its product as uncharacterized. The record is from RefSeq and is a predicted model, not a curated record. Lineage: Eukaryota; Viridiplantae; Streptophyta; Magnoliopsida; Brassicales; Brassicaceae.